AUGGAGAUUAAUGGGAUAUAUAGCCAAUCAUUUGAUGAGCAAGUGCCUAAUGGGUCUCAUAGUACGGGAUCUGGAAGCGCAACUCAAGAUCCAGAGCUCACUAGACCAAAUAGCGCUGAUAGCUCCCAACAUUACCACGCUCCUUCAAAUCAAAGUUCAAGUGCUUCACUGUCAAUAGAAGAACGACUCAAGCGCGUUAGAGCCGCUGAACAACUUAAACAGCAGCAACGUUACGCAGCCUACGUAGAAGCCCAACAACAAGCCGAAAUGGCACGUAUGCGCCAACAAGAGGAAAGAAAGCGCAGAAUUGAAGAAAUGCGACAAAAGGAACAAAUGCGCCGACUUAGUGCACUAGAACGACGUGCAGCCUUGGAAUUAUCUAAUCAAGCACGGAUAGAACGACUUCGAGAACGGUCGGCUAACCGUUCAGGAAACAAUACAUUUCGCCGCCAGUUUGCAGAACAUGAUCACUCUGGCCGUACUGCAAGUGCUUCUCCUUCUUUGGGAACCUCGCGAAAUCCAAGCACUCUUAUGACAACUUCGUGUGUGGUCGCCUUUGGAAGCAGCGCUCCGCGCUCUAUAUGUACGCAACCAAGUGCAGCAGCUUUACGUUUGAAACAGGCUUUUGAAGCGCGAUUAGCUAGCUACCUUACCGGUCGACAUAGUGGGUGCUUUUUUACAGCAGCUGCAGCACCUUAUUAUUCGUGCUUUAUAGAUACAUCACAUGGACCUCGGCCUCAAAUCUCUGUGUAUAAAUCGAGGCCCUGUAAUCGAGGUGUAACGCAGUCUAGGCGAGCUGCUUCAGCUCAUGCCUCUGUUUUGCGUCAUACUAAGUCUUCAUUCACUCGGGUUACUCAUGCUCGACGUCAACAAAAUUCUCUUACUAACAAAGACACUGUUUUCAAAAAUGGUCAACCUAUCAGCACUAAAGUCUUGAAAUCCCCAAACACUACCACAGUUCCUGAUGGGCACAAUGUCGAGAGUAAUCGAACCAGUGAAGUAAUUUCAAGUCGAUCUAAUUCAUCCAACGAAUGUGAUAAAAUUGGGCGUCUUAAUCAUCAUCCCAAAGUGCCAAAACAUAUUACUGCACCCGCAAAUACAUCGAAAACGAAAGAACAUACAGCUAAGUUGGAAAAUAUGGUCCCACCUUCAGAUUCCACUAGUUCUACACGUUCCAACUCUAUUGAGAGACGAUCUAGACAACCAACUAUUUCUGUAUUCGAACGUUUAACAAUGUCUCGUUCUGUCACUACUUCUGGAAACGUUACGACAAAUAAAGCAAGACCUGUCCAUUCGUCUGCUAGUACUGUGCAUGUGGCAAAAAGACCCGAAUCUAUUCGAGAAUCCAAACGUAAUGGUAACUCUGUCGUGCCACCUGUGAUGUCUAAAUCCGUUUCUGGUGAUGCGCUACAUCUGCGCCACCAGAAGAAACCAGUGCUCCCCUCGAAACCCCUCUCACCGCCCUCUUAUCCAACCAGAAUCCAGGAGCCAGAAACAGCUAUUUCCAGUCUUCCUCCGUUACCUCAGUCUUCAUCUGAGUCAGAAAGUGUUACUCAAGUAGCUGAAGAUAUCUCUAUUACAAAAGUGCCUUGCAUCGACUCUACUCCAUCUCCUUCAUCUCAAGUUAAUGAUGUAAAGAAUGAAACUUCGUCCACUGUUGCACAAAUAGGUCCAAUUAAGGCUGAGACACGUGGUUCAGGUGAAGGUGCCAUUUUAUCUGAAAAUGAAGCAGCAAUUUAUCGUGCAAAACUUUUUAAACAACGUCGCUUAGCAAAAGAGCGAAUGGAAGAAGAAAAAAGACGAUUGGAAGAGGAGAGUCGUAAUCGACGAAUCCAACAAGAGCAAGCUGGUUUAGCUGCCGAAGCUGAGGAAGCUCGUUUAAAAGAAGAACAGGACGCUCGUUUGGCUGAAGAAGCUCGUUUAAGGGAGGAGCAAGCUCUUCAUGAGGCUGAAGAAGCUCAACGUGCAAAAGAAGCGGAAGAAGCCGCUAGGCUUCAAGCAGAAGAAGCAGAGCGCCUUGCAAAAUUGCAACGUAGUGAAGAAGAAAGAGUUUUACGCAAGAAAAAGUUGGACAGUAUUAUGUCUCGUGUCAAAAGACCAAUGAAGUUAACAUCUGAGGCAACUAGUGAAUCUGGGUCUACAACCAAUCUUCAAUCAACGGAUACCACACAGUCAUCUUUAGUGCCUGAUACUACUUGUGCUUCGCCUGAUAGAAUCGUUAACCAAGAACCAACUAUAGGUGUUGAAGCACCUAAGGUGGGGAUCAAUCCAUCAGAGAUUUAUGAAACUUCUAAUGGCAGAGUCAUUUUUACUGUUGACGGUGGAAGGGUGAAUGAAUCUUCGUCUUCACUUAAUGACGAAUCUGUCAACCAGUCAUCUUUUUCACACACAAUUACUGAAAACGAUUUGAAAAAUAAUGUAAAUAACACUUUUGAAGAUCUCGUCUCCAGUACUACUAUUACUACUACUACCAUCAAUGGAAAGUCGAACAAUAAUAACAAUGCACCAUUAAGUAAUGUGACUGAUGCAGAAGCAACAACACAAGUGACAAGCAAUUCAGAUUUGACAAUGAUAAGGAAUAGUUCAAGUGCUAGUCAUAGAACACCACAAUUCAAAUCUGCGUUAUUGCAAUCUAUGCUAGGCGCAGGUCGUUUGUCUGCACAUGCUAAAGAUGCUGUUGCUGGAUUAAGACGUAAUUCUUCUCAAAUACAAAAUGAUCAAAGUACAAAUGAUAAUUGGCCUCAACAUCAUGAACAUAGUGAUUCUACUGUGUCUAGUUUCUAUUCAGUUAAUAGUACACUUAUUCAGGACUCUGGUGAUUCUGUAAAUAUAAACAAUAAUUCUUCAAUUAUGCAUUCUGUGCCGGACACAUCUAGGCAUUAUCAGCAUGAUCUACCUCACCUUAAUGGAUCAAAUGUUAUGCAGAAGUCUGGUAAUCCUGUAUAUUUGUGGUCGGAAGAUCCUGAUCAUGAAGUUUCCAAACCCGAUUCAUUGUCUUCUGUUCCUCUCGAUACAUCAACUCAUUGA
Messenger RNA from Schistosoma curassoni, 3027 nucleotides. Lineage: Eukaryota; Metazoa; Platyhelminthes; Trematoda; Strigeidida; Schistosomatidae. The record is from the annotation of a GenBank genome assembly.